UUAAAUUUUCUUAUUAAAUAAUAAUUCCACUGUGUUUAUCACGCUUACCUAUAAACAGAAAAUUACAUUUAUUGACAAGUUACCAAUACGACAUACAAUUAAAUCGGACAACAAACUGUAUAACGUAGGAAGUAAACGGAAUAGCCACAACAGCCUCAGAACUUGGCCUCGCCCAAUAGCAAACAUUUCGGUUUAGGUGAAUCGUGUGGAAAGUGUUCAGAUUGUUGAUAGAACAGCGACAAGAAUUCACCGGAGUUUUGUUAGACGUGCGCGAGACUCUCUUAGUGGUAGGCAAGGUUGAAGAUGCCUGGCCUGUCGCAGCGAGACAUGAAUGGAUUUGGAGACUACGACCGAGGCCCAAUGAGAGGAACACAAAUGGCAAAUGGCUAUGAUCCUUACAGCAGAGAAGGCAAUCCUUACAGCAGAGAAGGCAAUCCUUACAGCAGAGAAGGCAGGGAUGAAUACAUUUAUUCCAGGGAAGAUCCAUACCGACGGGAGGAGCCUGACCUCUACAGAAAAGUAGAAAAAAAUGGGCGAGCGUUUAAUGACAGAUUUAGCUAUCCUGAAGAUCAAAAUGGUUCGCCAGAAUUUCGAAGCAACGAUCCUUGUUUUGAGCUGGAUCACUUGGCUACCUUUGCUGCCAGUACUAGAUAUGGGUAUAUUCACGCUGAAGAUGGCUUGCGGAAGUUACGACAGAUGGAGAACACGACAGGGAUCUGGACAAUGAGGUGUCUUCUCACCUGCGACAGGAAACAGGUCACCAUCAUCGACAACAGCACAGGGGAAGAAAUUGAAAAAUUUCCAAUCCAGCUGAUUCACGAACCGACGGCAAUAUUUAAAAAUGACAAGCGCGAGAUCUACAACAACUUGAUACUGUUCACAGUUAUUGAAGAUCCCAAACGAAAAGGCUCGCAGGCUGAUAUGCACAUAUUCCAGAGUGUGAAAUGUCGAGCUCAAGAUAUUGUAGAUGAAUUGCUUGCUUGUAAAAGUGGACAGCCACGACCCAGUUCUUCCACUCAGGGGAUCCCCCCACCUCCGACACUUCCACCACCCAACCCACCACGUGAUUCCAUGUACCAGUUCAAUGACAUCAGAGAAACGUUAGUGGAGACUCGCCAUGCACCACAGUAUGGAGCAUCCACCCGAGCCAGUAUGAUUGCCAGGCCGCCGUUCCUCAGCAACAGGGGAGACUUCGAGUCGGGGCAGAAUGAUCUCCUCGAGAGGGACGUGCAAUUACUGAAUCACUGUUUUGAUGAUGUAGAGAAGUUUGUAGCCAGGUUACAGCAAGCGGCAGAAUCCUACAAAGAGCUGGAGAAGAGAAGAAAAGAAAGAGGAAACAAGGCAAAGAAAAAACAUUCAGAUGGAAUGCUGAGUGCUCGAGCCAAACCCCCGCCGGCCAGUGAUUUUGUGGAUAUAUUUCAAAAAUUUAAACUUGCUUUUAACUUGCUGGCAAAGCUUAAGGCCCAUAUUCAUGACCCGAAUGCACCAGAGUUGGUUCAUUUCCUCUUCACUCCACUGAGCUUGAUCUUCGAGGCGAGCCGAGAUCCGGUUCACGGCAACCAGAACCUGGCGGAGCAGGCCUUCGUCCCUCUUAUCAACAACGACGCCAAGCAGCUGCUCCUCAACUGUCUGACGUCCAAGGAAAUCGAGCUGUGGCAGGCGCUUGGAAAAAACUGGACAAUUACACGGGAAGAGACUGGCGGGCCGCUUUCUGUGUAUGUGCCACGCUUUUACGAUGGCUGGCAACCAGCGCCAAGCAUAAUUGAUGAUGGACCUCAGGUUCAGGGUCAGGUUCAGGUUCAGGUUCCCUUGGAAACGGCCGUUCUGCACCAUUCACAACAGAUCCGCAGUCGAGCCCAGGAGCAGGAAGCUAGGGACAUGGUAGCCGACAUGCCACCUCGACGUAUGAUGCCCUUCGUGCCAGACGAGACAGAGGAGUUCCGAUAUGGCCGUCAAGACGAUGAAAUGAUCAGUUCGAGUCAGUUCAACUCACGGCCGAGUCACUUCGACUCACGGCCGAGUCCACAGACAGUGGGUGUUCCCAUGGGAGCCCUGGGGAACUCGCGAGUCGCAGGCUACCAGGAACACGUGGAACAGCACAUAGAUAGGACUUACGAGGCUAACAACAUAAAGAGCAGCAGAAGAGUAGAUCAGCCGUCGGUUCCGAUGCCGCUGCAGCCUCGGUCUCGCGGUGAGGAGAACCAGGCCUACUACCAGGAACUGAAACGAAUGGGAGUGCAGAUUUGUGAGGUGCAGCAUGACAGAGCGGGUAAAAAUACCAAAGAAUUAUCUGUUGUUAAGGGAGACAUUCUACACGUUGUGGACAACUCUCGGAACUGGUGGAAAGUUCGGAACUACAAGGGAGAAAUGGGUCACUGCCCGUACACGAUACUGAGAGAUCUCGACAAAGGCAGCAGUGACGACAGGGACUCACCGCGCGAACAACUUACAGGCGGUUACAACAACUUCACCAACUUGGACAACGGUCGACCCUUACCCCCACAACCCCCUCCAGUUCCAGAUUUUGGGGGUAAUCGCAAAGUUUCAAAGAGAGAUGAUUCAGCCGAUGCAUACACACAAAAUGUAUCGGCCCCUGCACUUCCCAGCCGGCCACCUCCAAAUCGGGACCGGUCCUCCCCCAGAACACCACCCAAACCCUCCCAGUCUGCCGUGAAGGAGAAUCAACCAAUCAAAAUAUCUCAGCGGAAUCCACCCGACAGGUUUGAAAAUUCCAAGCCGGCGUCCGCUUUCAGCAAAAGUGUGGUGAAGAAAAGAGUGAGCCACACCUCAGCAUUCAGCGAGUCUCCGAUAGAACCCAGUGAGCACAGACUGUACCAGCGUAAUCGCUCCAUCUACAGGAAAGAAAGUCUGCUGAAAUCAAAAGACCCCAAAGAGAAGACACGAGAAGAUGAACUCCAUGAAGAGUUGAGAAUGAAGGUUGCUCACGGUCCACAGACAAAGGUUUCCUACCGCCCGGUUUACAUCACGGAACACUCCACGCCGGAGGAGGUCCAUGAGUGGCUGCUGUCCAAGAACUUGUCUCCAUUCUGUGUUCAGACAUUUGAAGGGUACAGUGGCCAUGACAUGUUUCAUCUAGUCCGGAAGGAAAUGGAUCGUUUGAUUGGUCGAGAAAUGGCAGCCAAGCUGGAGAGUCAUUUGACAGUUCAGAAAAACAUGUGUGGUUUUGGUACUGUAGGAGGCUCAGAACUGCGAGCUAUUCUGCAGCGCAGGAAGGAGCAUGCGGACUGGGGGAGUGAGGAGGAGGCUCACAUGGGACACCCACCUGAUUUCCGACCAAUCACGCCACAGCAUACUUUAGACAGCAGUGAUGGUUCAGAAGAUUCUGCUGAUCAUCUAGCUGACACGGGAAAAACCCUACGUGACCUACUUAUUCGACAGCGCAAGAGGAUUAUGGGAAACAAUGUGUUUGAUCAAUCUCCAGAUUAUAAUUACUAGAUUCAGUUUGUUUUCCACAGUAUUAUUUUACACACAUGGAACUGAAAACUUUAUUGCUACCCGUAAUAUUAAUUGCCAUUCACACUAGUAAUAAACAUUUUAUGGAUUUUAUUUGAACUUUAAACAAAUUUCCCAAACUUUUUUUUAUAAGCUUUUAAGGUAGUGAAUGAACAUUAAUUUAAUGACCAAUGGCUAGAAUGGGAGAUCAUUCACGUUGGUGUAAAUUGAAGAGAAAACAAAUCUACACAAACUGAGGCAUAGUAAAUUUCCAGGUAUGAUCUUGGUAAUGAAUAACAGUUUUGAAAGUGCCAUGUCUAUAUUCCAAAGAUCUGCUACCCCAAAGGUUUUAAUCUAGAUUGAAUAUAUAGAUGUUGUAUAUACAAUAUUUACAAUAAAUAGUCCAAACCAUGCCCUAUUGCAUAAAUACAAAGAACAAUAAAAUUGCCAUAAACUGGAGGACAACAUUUAUGACAUACAUUAUUGACAGAUGUAUAGUGGCCAGUCACUGGAAUACAUGUAGCUUUAGGAAUAGCAAGAUGUUCCCAUUUUGAAAACAACAAACAAUAAUGUAUAGGUAAAGUUUACUUAUGUUUAAGAUGUUUACCAAAUCACAAAAUGUGUAUUAAAACUGAAUUUAUUAAAUAUAAUUAACAGAUUUUAAUUUUUUUUAAAAACCAGGAAAAUUAAAAAUCACACUUCAGAAAAAUGUCUAGGGGAAAAUCACACUCCUCAGAAUAAAUGGAGUUAGAGGGGAAUGUGUGGUUAGUUCACCCCUCAAUUUAAAUUUGAGGGCACAAUCAUGUUUCACCCCUCAUUAACGAAGGUGUGAAUUCAUGUACUUAAAACACACCUAAUUCUAAACAAUACAUAUUUAAUGAGCCUAAUUAACAUUCUAUAAGCAUAAUUAAAAUAUUUAAUGAAAAUUAUGUUGUUAUAUUAUGUUUAGAUAAAAUGAUAAUUGAUGUUCAAAUUAAUCCCUAAAAUACUUAACAAUAAAAAAUGUUCUAAUACAUAUUUUUUUUUAGAAUGAGGGGCUAAAAUGAAGUGGCUUCUUUUUUGUUAUUAUAAUACAUAUAAUUUGUUUUAAAGUAUGGUAUUGAUAGAACAUUUGAUGUGGUUACAUUGAAAUGGUUCAACCAUGGGGUUUUUUGUUGUUGUUUUUAGCUUUUUAUCUGAUUUUAACUCCUUGAUUUGAUUUUUUUUGCAUAAAAUAAUUCUUACAGUGUUGACUGAAUUUGAUCUGAAAUGCUGAAAUAUGAUCUUUAUUUAUCUAUUGUAGUUUUCAGCUUUUCAAAGAUCAAUUCAGCUUUUACUUUUUAAUGUGCAAAUGCCAAGAAAACAGUCUAGCAAUGAAGAUCACUUCAAAGAGGCUGUUGACAAUGUUUACAGCCCUGUUGGAGAGAACACUGUGAUAUAUCCCAUUUGUGUGAUAUUGUUUUAAUUAUGUCUGAUUGGCUGCUCCAGUGAAAUACCAACAUAUUAUAAUCCAAUGAAAUCAGCACUGCUGAAACCCUGUGAUGUAUGUAGAGAAUAACAGGUUAAUCACAUAUGUUAGAAUUAUUGGGUUUAUUCUGUGAAGGUAAGAAUGAAAAACGUACGGCUUGCCAAACAGAAUUCCCCAUUCUGAACAGGAUAAAACUGAUAACCUAAUACAUAAUAAUCUGAGGAAAUCAUCUUUCUUCCUAACUUUUGACUUGCACUUGAAAGCUAAACAAGCAAGUAUGACAUACAAAAUUCUUGAUUUAUAAUACAUGUAUACAUAUAAAAUGAAUUAAUCAUAUUUUUGUUGUGUUCUUAGCAAGAAGUCCAGUAGUCCUGUACCGAUAAUCAGAAAAAUAUACAACUCAUUCCUUAAUUGAUGUUAACUUCAUUUUCAAGCUAGAUCCAAUUACGGUUCAAGCACAUUGUCCUGGGUUCACACCUCAGUGAUCUGGGCUGCCAAUUCAAGACAGAGGGUUAGUUGUUACUUGUUGGCGAGAGUGUCAGUAUAGUGGUGUUAUACACCUCCCCAGUGAAGCUCACUGUUAACUGGUUAGUACCAAGAUACGAACCCAGAACUUGUCAGCUUUAAUACCAAUGGCUUAACCACUACACCUUUGGCAUAACUGAGGGAGGGGGUCAUGGCUUCCCAAAGCAAACCUCAUUUUCCUUAGUACCUUUUAUAUUUUCCUUCCAUGAGUUAACAGAUUCAUAAACUGUGUUAGUGCAUAACACACCUCCCCCCCCCCCCCCCAAAUGUGUGUGGUCCUCCCCAUAAAAAAAUGUACACCAAUAGAGGCUGGUAAAUUUUAUUUUCACAAGACUAGAAAAUAAUCAAACCCACUUAUUUCUACAAAACACAUUCCUAAUCUGGCAUAAUUUUACCAUAUUAAUUAAUGAUUUUGGUGAAAUAAAAGUUAAAAGUCUGAUAGUUUGUAGGCCUGUAUAGUAAGACAGUGUGUGGAUUGGUAGGUUUGAGGCAUCUAAUGGGCAUGGGGAAAUGUGCUCCAAUAAAACUCUGAUCUUUGAUGACCAAAAAAACCUAGCAAUUUUCCAGUAUCUGGAAAACAACUAGCAUACUGGUAGUUUGAGAUCACAAUUCUUGGCUAUUUUAAAGGUUACUGUUUUUACUUUUAUAAAUUUAUAAUAGGAGAAAGAGAUAAAUCUUAUUGUCGUGAUAUAGGGCACAUUAAGGCCCCCUCUCCAGCCCUUCAGUUUCCUUGGUCUGUAGGUACUGUCUGAAAGCCUUGAGGCAUGGGCUGCAGAACAGUGGACAAGAUGUGGGGGUCAUGUUCUCCCCCACUUUUCUCAGUUACUGUUCACAGAAGGCUGUAAAUGCCAUAUUUGAAAACAUAAUAUUUAAAAUGUUCUCAUAGGAGCAUACCCUAAAACCACUUUGGGCCCUCCAAUUUCCAAUCUAGAUCAUCCCACUAACAGUGACACCCCCCCCCCCCCCCCUCCCACACACACUUUUAAUUACACCUCAUGGGCCCUGUGUGGGGUGGACUAUGACUAUGAACUACAGUAUUUUAACAUGCCCCUAAGGUUUCAGGCAUGUCCAUCACGGGAUAGCCAGGGACUUGACCUGAGACAGAAAAUAAAACUGAGGGGUGCAGGUGUCCUCCAAAUUGUGUGCUGACUGUAUUGCCAAUAUUAUUGUGUACAUUAAAGCUAAUUAAAUAUAUAAGAUGUAUAUAAUAAUGUAUUAAUAUGUAUAUAUUAUUAUUAAUAUAAUUAAUAAUAUUUAAUGUUAUUGUAGAAUGCAAUCACUUAAUAUAAUUAUGCAUUAUAGUAUGCAAAAACAGGGGUGGCACAGUGUAAAAAAAUAGUGGUACGGCUCAUGGUUGCCAGAUUCUAGUUUCAAAUGACUUGUAAGGACAUUUUCACAGAUGUAGCAAAUAUACCCCACACACACAAAAGUGGUACGGCCAUGGCCGUACUAGCCCGUACUAGCCGUACCAUCUGUGCCACCCCUGAAAUAUGUAUAAAAUGAAAUAUUUUAAAAUAAUUAGUUUUCAUAACUCAGGUGAUCAGUGGUUAUAGGAGAGAUGUUGUAAUAGCAACGUACAUGUAAGACUUAAUGUGUAAUAUAUCUGUUAAGUUGUUCACUACUGCUGGUCAGUUGUAGAGAAUUUUGAAGAGCCUUCCAGAUUUUACCACCUAGAAUUAAUGCAUCUAUGUGCCAGUGGAAUAUACUGUUCGCAUUUUGUUUUAAAGCAAUACAGGUACAUGUUGUAUAACUUUAUAGCUAAUCUGAAUGACAAAACCGUAAUACAUGAUUAAGGCUCCAUGCCACGAAACAAUCUUAGCAUUAAGAUCACCUUAGGUGCAUAACUACCUUAUGCACUUAAAGUGAUCUUAGUGCUAAGAUUGCUUCACUGAACAGGGACCUGGGACAUAUAUCUCUGCACAGUUCAUAAUCGAAUGGGCAUUUGGCAAAAUAGUCGAUUCCAUGAAGCUCUAUCUAAUGCCUUGUCUUUGAGAGGGUAAAAUAAGGAAGUCUUUCCAGAAUGUUAAAAGGUCUUGUGUUUGGGAGCACUGAUCUUGGCAAAGAUUGCUGUACAGUUCAUUGUUGUUUGUGGGUCUGGUGAUGAGUCUGGUGAUGGGUCUGGUGAUGGGUCAGAGGCAUGUUGCCAUGAGUUUUGGAAUUCUACAGACUCUUAAACACAUCAUAGUAGAUUCUAAAUCAACCUUUCUUUUAUCUAAGAGAGGAGUGAUGUCCAAAAAAAACAACAACAAAAAACCUGUAUAUAAAUAAAAAAAAUAUUACAUAAUAAUAAAGGACUCUUAAUAGCCAACAAUGAACACUUUUAUUUUUGCACAUGGGACAAAAGUUUGAAGUGGGCGGAAGUUGGAAUAAAAAUUUAGUAAAAGGUGAAAAAGCCUAAGUCCUACGGAGAAUAACCUGCAUCCUAACUAUGUCCAGACUAAGAAAUUAAAACCAAAAAUAUUUUUGAGUGCUCGGCCUAAAAGGUUUUAAGGUGAUUUGAGCAAUUGAGUGGGCGCCAAAGUAAAGUGCAUUGGACUAUUUAUAAAAAAAUAAACAUAAAAAUUUUGUUUUGCGGCCAAACCAUUUUAAGUCCAACUAAGCCCAAAAAGGAGGUUACCUGUCCUAGGUAAGGUUGGGUUCUACUUUGGGAGGCUGGAGAUUCCCGGAGUGACAGCACCAGAUGUUGUCGUUGACGUAGAGUCCGAACCACUGUGGAAUAGCCGGGGCCACAGACUGCACUAAUCAUCUUGUGCAUAAAUCUGUUGUCGAUCUUCGCAAACAAGAUGCACUGCCUGAAGAUCUGUUCCAUCUUGUGCGUAACGAUGGUUCCAUGUAUGCCGCUAAAGACUUGGUUAUGUGUAGUUCGUAGUGGCAAAACACUUUUUACUUGUUACUGGGAAUACAAAGUAUACAGUGAAAUAGAUUUAAACUCUAUAGCUCGAAGUUAAUACUUUUAUUAUAAAGUUAACCUUUACAGCUGGUUACAUCAUUGAUCAAUAUGCUUAUCUAUUUGACAGAAACUGCUUGCUGAGCUAAAUGAUUGAAUCCCAAUGUGUUGGAGUUAAAGGAAAAUACCUGUUGAUUCAGGAAAAUGUAACAGUCAUUUAUCAAUCAUAUAUUUACCAACAGUCCCGGUGUCACAUUGAGGCAAUUUUAUGAUUUGAAUACUUGUACAACAGAGUGUAUAACAUGAAUAUUUAAUUAUAUUUAUUGUUAAUAUUUUUGUUUUAAUUAUCACACUAAUAUUCUUGCAUAAUACACAUAAUUAUAAUAAUUAUGUAACAAGCACUUGUUAAAUUUAAUACAUGUACUAAUAAAACAUUAAAAAGUUUGUUUUUG
This is a messenger RNA of Gigantopelta aegis, 8764 nucleotides long. RefSeq names its product epidermal growth factor receptor kinase substrate 8-like. The transcript is spliced from 26 exons. Gene Ontology annotation, biological process: Rho protein signal transduction; regulation of Rho protein signal transduction. Gene Ontology annotation, cellular component: plasma membrane. The coding region runs from base 304 to 3456 and encodes 1050 amino acids. Gene Ontology annotation, molecular function: actin binding. NCBI's taxonomy places the organism in Eukaryota, Metazoa, Mollusca, Gastropoda, Neomphalida, Peltospiridae. The record is from RefSeq and is a predicted model, not a curated record.